This is a messenger RNA of Ornithorhynchus anatinus (platypus), 7679 nucleotides long. RefSeq names its product zinc finger CCHC-type containing 14 (gene ZCCHC14). NCBI's taxonomy places the organism in Eukaryota, Metazoa, Chordata, Mammalia, Monotremata, Ornithorhynchidae. The record is from RefSeq and is a predicted model, not a curated record. Bases 51 to 3341 code for a protein of 1096 amino acids. The transcript has 13 exons. Gene Ontology annotation, molecular function: nucleic acid binding; phosphatidylinositol binding; zinc ion binding.
CCGCCGCCGCCGCCUUGGUCCCGCCCCCGGGCCGCGGGAGAGGCGGCAGCAUGGUGGAGAAGCGGUGCCCGCUGCAGAGGGACGGCGUGUACCGCUGGUUCUCCGAGCUGCCCUCCCCGCAGCGGGUGGAGUUCCUCUGCGGCCUCCUGGACCUGUGCAUCCCGCUGGAGCUGCGCUUCCUGGGCUCCUGCCUGGAGGACCUGGCCCGCAAGGACUACCACUCCCUGCGCGACUCGGAGAUCAAGGCCAACAACCCCGCCGACCUGGGCAGCCUCACCAACCUGACGGACGAGGUGGUCCGCAGCAAGCUGCUGGUGUCGCUGGCCCUGCUGGGCUCCGAGCAGCGGGAGGCGGCCGGGGUCCUCUACCGGACCCUCACGCACAUCGACUCCAUCAUCCACAACUACGGGCUGCAGCUCAACGAGGGCCGCACGGGCGAUGAGUUCCUGCUGCUCUUCACCAUGGCCUCCAACCACCCCGCCUUCAGCUUCCACCAAAAACAGGUCCUGAGGCAGGAGCUCACCCAGAUCCAGAGCAGCCUCAGCGGCGGCGGCGGCGGCGGCGGCCACGGCCAGGGCGGCGGCAAGAGCCCCCCGGGCAACAGCAGCCCCCUGCCCACCUGUCCAGCUUGUCACAAGGUCACUCCAAGAGCUGAGACCCCUGUAAACAGUGUCAGUAACAGUUUGGAAAAUGCACUACAUACAUCAGCACAUUCCAUUGAAGAGUCAUUACCUAAGAGACCUUCAGGAAAACACUCCAAAGUGAGUGUUGAAAAGAUUGAAUUGAAGGGAUUAUCGCACAAGAAGAAUGAAAGAAUUGUUGAAUGUUCCUUUGAGGUCUCAUGGUCUGAUUCUUCAGUAACAUCAAUAACCAAAUCUUCCUCUGAAGUGACUGAAUUUAUUUCAAAGUUGUGUCAGCUGUACCCUGAAGAAAACUUGGAAAAAUUCAUUCCUUGCCUAGCUGGUUCAGAUUCAUUUUAUCUAGAAAGAAACCACAUGGACCUGGAAUCGGACCUAAGGUAUUUGGCCUCUUUACCGUCACAUAUAUUGAGAAAUGACCACGUUAAGAAAUUCUUCAGCACUUCAUCUCUCAUCCAACAACUUCGAAGUUCAAGUCCUGGCAACCUUUCCCUUUCUAAAGUAGGCACUGUGAUGGGUGUAUCUGGAAGACCCGUGUGUGGAGUAGCCGGCAUUCAGUCUUCCCAGAACAACAGUCAACAUCACAUAGCGCACUCGGCUAGUGCAGCCGUCGCACUACCCCACUGCUCUCCUUCGGGGAGUGCUGGCUCCUCGCUGACCUAUCGCACCCAGAUGGACACCACUUCCCCCAUAUUAAUGUCUUCCAGUCUGCAGACCCCUCAGACCCAGGAACAAAAUGGGAUUUUAGACUGGCUCAGGAAACUGCGUUUGCACAAGUACUAUCCUGUCUUCAAACAGCUCACAAUGGAGAAGUUUUUGAGUCUUACUGAGGAAGAUCUGAAUAAAUUUGAAUCUCUCACCAUGGGAGCAAAGAAAAAGCUGAAGACUCAACUAGAGCUAGAAAAGGAGAAAUCAGAGAAACGGUGCCUAAAUCCUUCAUUGCCAUCUUCAGUUACCAGCAGUGGAGUGGCCAGAGUCCCACCUACUAGCCAUGUAGGACCUAUCCAAAGCAUCCGUAGCACUCAUGCUGCAGAGUUACGAGUGGAUGUGGAACAGCCGACUCACCAGGUCCCCCGAGAAGGCAGUUCUUCUGAGUAUUCUAGCUCCUCGUCUAGUCCCAUGGGAAUCCAGGCCCGAGAAGAGAGUUCUGACAGCGCCGAGGAAAAUGAGAGACGUCUAGAGAUUCACUUGGAAGGUACAGAUAAGGAGAAGCCAGUAAUGUUACUGAAUCAUUUCACCUCCAGCUCAGCCAGACCCACGGCUCAGGUUCUACCUGUGCAAAAUGACGCGGGCUCAAAUCCGUCCAGUCACCAUCCUCUGCCGGCGCAGAUGAUGACGGGGGCCGGCUCUCACGUGGCCCCUCUUCGAAUGCUCGGUUCAGUACACAAGUCGGAAAGGGGAAACGCAGACGUGAAGCUCCUCUCGUCUCCUAUACACUCGCUUCUGUCUCUAGAAGACAGGAGCAAAGUGGCAUCAGGACCGAGAGGCAGCAUUAAAAUGGAAAAGAGCUUUGGAAAUCCGAUGAUGGACGUGUUACCCGCAUCCUCUCCCCAUCAGCCCAUCCAGGUUCUCUCCGGAGUUCCCGAAAACAACUCGGUGUCCCCCACCGUUACCUUUGGUCCCCGGGCCAAAGUAGUGCACGCUUCCACUCUGGACAGAGUGAUAAAAACGACGCAACAGCCAACGUUAGUAGUGGAAACGAGUACUGCCGCUACCGUAACGUCCAGCACGGUCUUCCACGUGGCUCGUCCGCCAAUCAAACUUCUGGUCCCUUCGUCUGUUCCUGCUGAUCCGGCUCUUUCCGGGCAAACUUCCUGUUCUAAUAACGUGCAGAUAAGCGUGUCUCCUGCAAUAAUAAAUCCCAGGACCGCUCCGUAUACACCCAACACCAAAGUUGCCUUUUCUGCAAUGAGCAGUAUGCCAGUGGCCCCCAUGCAAGGCAGCUUCUGUGCGAAUGGUAACACUGCCUCUUCCAACAGCCACCCGUCCACCUCCUUUGCAAACAUGGCAAAUCUGACCAGCUGCCCCGCCCCCAGUUCCAGCCCCACCCUCUCUUCCGUUACGGAGAACAAUUUCUAUAGCGGCAGCGGGAACGGCGGCUCCGCGGGAACUCUCCCGGUACCAAAUCAGAAUAAUCACCAUCACCACCACCACCACCAUCAGCAGCAGCAGCCGCCGCAGCCGCCGCCGCAGCAGCCGCCCGGAUGCAUAGUUUGUACUUCCUGUGGAUGCAGUGGGAAUUGCGGUUCGAGUGGGAUGACGGUCAGUUACGCUAACUAUUUUCAGCACCCCUUUUCGGGACCUUCUGUGUUUACUUUUCCAUUUCUGCCCUUCAAUCCCAUAUGCAGCAACGGCUAUAUCAACACGCAGCAGUACAACAGCGGCACGACUUUCCCAGUGGUCCAUUCCCCCUAUAACGGUAACUUAGCUCCGGACUCGGUUCUGAGCGGGCAGUCCACGUUCGCAGUUCCGCCGAUGCAGAACUUUAUGGCGGGGACGGCGGGGGUGUACCAGGCCCAGGGAAUGAUGGGAAGCAGCAACGGUUCGGCCCACAAGAAAAGUGGGAACCUCUCUUGCUACAACUGCGGGGCCACCGGGCACCGUGCUCAGGACUGCAAGCAGCCACCGAUGGAUUUCAAUCGGCAAGGUACUUUUAGGUUGAAAUAUGCCCCUCCAGCAGACAGUCUUGACUCCACAGAUUGAUAUUUUUCUGUCAACAGAACACUAUUAAGCCAUGGAGACAUAAGGAAAAUUAAAUUCAAACCUGAGAAGUCUAGUUGCUGUUGAGCUUAAUAUUUUUAAUCCAAAGGUGCUUUACUUUACUAGACUGGCUAGAAAAUCUAGGUUAGGGGUGCAUCAAACCCAGUUUUAUCGAUUGCCAAAAUCCUAGCUUGGAGCUUGAUGUCAGGACUUGCCUAGUGGGUAUCACAGAUGGUUGGUGAAGUUGGCCACCUACAUUCUUUGUUGCAAUGCAGAAAAAAAUUACCUGAAGAGCAUUGCCGUACUUCGUCCUUCUAGGCUGAAACACGUAAUUCCAGGGCAGCUACAUGUGAUCUGAAUUGAGAGCCGGAGGUGGAAGUUUCAAGGUGGAGUUUCGCUAGCCGGGCUUGACACCCCAAGGCUAGGUAAAAUGUCUACACUCUGGUGGGGGGGCGUUUGUUUGUUUUGUUCUUCCAUUUGUUUGUUUUUUCCUAAAAGUGAUCAGGCACUAAUCUCUGGGAUUUUUCAGGAUUGCACUACAGAAGAAUGUAAAAUCAUUCAAAAAAAUCUCUGCAGUUCUAGUAGUCAAAGUAACUCUUGAAACCGAUUCAAGAGAAAAAGAUGGUCCACACUUAAGAAUUGGCCCCAGCAGGCCACAUGACCUACUACUUAAAACCAGUAAUCUUUUUUUUUUUUUUCCUUCCCUUUCCCUCCUUAGAGCUUCGGUUUUUUGGGGUGUUUUUUUUUUUCCUUUUUUUUUUCUGGUAAUAAACAUACACUACAUCCACAUUAUUCGAUAGAAAUAGUUUACCAGCAACAAAUAAGCCUAAUUUCUAAGGGUCCAAUUCCCAGAGACUCAAGGAUCAUAAAGGCUUUGAGAAUUCAGUUUUUCUUUUCUAAUGCAUUAAACAGCUUUGAGUCCUGUUACUGUUCAACAUGGGUAAAAUCUUUCAGAGAGAUGUUAACUGCGCUACUUUUUUUCUAAACGAGUUUGAAACGAACCCGAAGAACACCAGUAGUAAUGUUGACUUCUACCCCAAGGCUUACCGCUAAAGGAUUCAGACUAUUUCAACAGUAAUACAAUUUUAUUAUUGAUCAAAAGACUUCAGAGUUUUCCUGUCAGCCUCCUUUGUUGCAAUAGACUGUAUUUCACUAGUUAAUUGUAUUAACUACCUAGAACCUGGCAUUUGAAGUGAUAAAUCUUGGAUGGAAGCCACAAGAGGUGUAUGCCACUUAUUUGAAAUGAUAUAGCUUUGCCAAGUUGGAGGAAAUUUAAAUCCUAACUGUUCAGCUCCAAAUGUUAUCCACUGGAAUGAUAACUUUUGUUUAAGGCGGGGAUUAGACAUCAUAGGGAUCUCUGCCAACCGCAUGUUACCAAAUUUUAGAGCCUGUAUCAACGAAAUAUUGACACGGAUGACUGGUAGAUUGGGCAUUUCGGGGUUUCCAGCAAGCAUUUGGGAAUUGGAAAUAUUUGGACGGUUCUCCUAGUGGGACAGAGCCUCAAGCUCAACUCGGUAUUUUCAGAACAAUCCCCUAAAAUUGGUACAAAUACAGAGGCGUCGUAACAUGAGAUGGCGGUGAUACUAUAUACUUGCUUCAAAUUUGUGGAGGUCAUGUUUUCCAACCUUAUGGAAACCAAAGCAGAAAGUCGUGUGAUAUUUGGUCGUAUGAAAAGCAGUUCAUAAAAGAAUUUAGUAAUUUCUUAUUUCUAUGCAAUGUAGAAGCUACAGACCUCUGUAUUCUCAGCUCUGUUCACGUACUCAGUACUACAGUGUUGAAUAAUUGUGAUGUUUGCAAUGACUAUUUUGAGGAUGUUACAUGAUCUCUUGUGAAAUUCUAAGACCUAAAUACGUGGGAGUGAUGAGAACUGACACAAUGCAACUUUGCCUUAAAGAGUUCUAGACAGUAGGAGCAACUUGUCAUGCUAUAUGUUUUUGUUGAAGGAAGACUUUAGGAGUUUUCAUUGAUGUUUACGAUUUUAAUAUUUUUGAAGGCCUUUUCAGGGGCCUGGAUGUGUGCUGAAAGCCAAACUUUUAACAUUUUUUUAAAAGAAUAUUUUAAUUGUAUUUAAAUAAACCCUAUUUCAACACAAUGCAACAGUUGAAAUACUCUUGUCUCAAAAUAGCAAAAAAAAAAAAUUGUUUGUGAGUUGUGUUUUGUUUUAGUGGCCAAUACUGGGAAGUAAACCCAUGUCUGUUACCCUUCUGAAUAGUUCAAAAAAUAUUAACCAGUAUGUUUAAGGAUAAUGAUCCAACUUUUAAAGUACACAUAUUUGAUUUACAGGUUUAAAAUGGAGAAUUGGGCAGUGUAGCUCACACAUUGUUUUGGCAGUUUUCCAAACUGGUUAUGGAUACAUUUUUUUUUUUCUUGUAUAUGGCUGUAUCGUGUGAUGUCAGAGGAGGGCAUUGAAGUUCAAGAAAGUUUCAAAAGUAAAGGGAAGAGAUCCCUAAUGCAGAAACUGUUUAACUGCCCAGUAUUUGAAAGGGCUUUCCCCUAAGGAAUAUUCCUGCUUUAAGGUUUCAGAAUAUUUUACUGGUAGUGUUAUUUUGUUCAUUUCUCCCAGGAACAACCAAAGUUUAUAAACUUCAAUAGCAUGAGAAGGACCUUUUAUCAGUCUUAAAAGGCACCGAGUUCUCGCUUCCCUUUUUAAAUACUUUAACGGCUUUGAGUUGUGAUCUCAAUCUCAGUGGCUAAAGCAACCAGGGAGGUGGUGGCAAUUCCCACUUCCUUACUGCAGUACCAUGUGUCUGUCUGGCAGCCACUUAUUUAAAAAAAAAAAAAAAAAGACAAAAAAUUCAAGCUGUGGACCCAUUUUACCCCCAAGAAUUUGUAAAAAAAAAAAACAAUAAAAAUAAAAAUGAAAUGUACAGAUACGUUUGGGGUACAGAUAGAAAUGUAGCAUAUGUUUGGGUAAGACAAAUUAUUGCAGCUUUUAUGCAGAACACUUAAAUAUCUUAUUUCUAACUUUAAUUUUGGUAGUAUAGGAAAUUUUAAGCGUUAAAACUUUAAACUUCCUAAUUCCCGAGGAGCACUGAAUAAAUACGGGGUCUAGCACGUGUAAAAUAACUUUAUUUUUAACUUAAAAGCAUUUAUGUGAUUGGAAAUAUUGGGAAUAGAACAAACCAGCAUUCUCUGUAACCUCUGCAAGGCUCCAGGAGUCUAUUUGUUCAUAGUAAACGGUAGAUUCAGUAUUUGUAGUAAAUAUUAUAGAACUCUGGAUCCUUUAUUCCAAGAGGUCAGUGUGGUUGAUUUUACACUACCAACAUAAGUAUUGAGGCACAGCAGUAGUAACUUUACCUAAAUAUUACCACUCAGAUUUCUCAAAUCGUUAAACUUUGUGAGCACAGUGUAUACAGGCUUCCACUAUUGAGUUUAAUCCAAUAUUGCUAGUGAAUACCUGCCCAAAACGAAUGGUUAUCAACAAACCGUUGCCUUUUUUUAUUUAACCUCUCCCCCCCCCCCCCCCCCCCCCCACGAUACUCAAAUACUUCCACGGUGGGCUGUGUAUUCCCAGACCGAUAACCGCUGGCAUUACACGUUGGAAAGUCUUAAAGAGCGUAAGGGAAACCGUACCUCUGUUCAACUCCUCCGCCAAUCAGAAGAAAACCCAACAGCUCCUUAUGUACAACUGAGCAUCGUCGGCCAUAGUUAUUUACACUAUGGAUCUGUCCCAAAGAGUAAAGCAAAUUGUUUACAAUUAAAGCCAUGGAUUCGAAGAGGCUCGAUUAUUCUAAAACUCCAUGGAGCGUAAUGAAAGUAAGCAUCCUUAACCGUUUUAACACUUGCAAUAUUCUAAAAGACGAUACUGUGCUGGUUGAGGCCAAAGGUAAAUGUUACUACUAUAAUAUUAACUUUGAAGGAGGGGAGCAAACGUCAUCAUCCCCAAAUAAUAUCAUAAACUUCAUAUGUAUUGUAACAACUCUCAUCAUACUUUUCUAUAUCUGUUUCUAAGUUCUUAUACACAAUCUAGCAAAAGAUGUUUGGUACUGAGAUUGAAAGCAAAUCUUCAUGUACUCAAGUACAAAGUAACUUCACAGCUUCUUUUGGACAUAACUUUCCGCUAGGAAUGAAGGAAAAUUCUACUCCCAUUUUUGAGCCAUUCUUUUACUUCAGUCAAUUCUAGUAUUACAAAUUGUGCAUGUAACUUUAUAAAUAUUUUUAAAAGAUAUAGUUUUGUAAAUAUUUAAUAUUCAGCUAAUUUGAUUUUGAACUGUAAAUGUCCAGUAUUCUGUUAUUGGGAUUUUUAUGUUUUAUUAUACUUUGUUAAAAAGGAAAAAUUGUACAUUUUUAGAAUGUUUUUAUGAGUAAAUUUAAUGUACUGAAAAUAAAAAUUAAAACAGG